Rhodotorula toruloides NP11 is the source of this 1296-nucleotide messenger RNA. RefSeq names its product Cation/H+ exchanger. NCBI's taxonomy places the organism in Eukaryota, Fungi, Basidiomycota, Microbotryomycetes, Sporidiobolales, Sporidiobolaceae. The coding region runs from base 1 to 1296 and encodes 431 amino acids. The record is from RefSeq and is a predicted model, not a curated record. The transcript has 2 exons.
AUGCCAAAGCGACCACGCUCACAUUCACAGACAAUGCCGAGACCAACACCCACCCGCCUCGCGCCGCUCGUCGUCUCCACUUCGAGUCUCCUCCUCAGCGCCGGGUUGAUGACUACGCUCUGGGUGUGGACGACCGCGCUCGAGAGGGAGCUGGCGAGUGACGUAGACGUCGAUAUGGACCAGUCGGCGGUCAUUGCUUGGUGGGUCGGAGAAGCAGGACUCCGAUGGUCGCUCAUCUCGGCGGGAGGGAGUCUCUGUGGUGUCCUCGGUCUCGUCAUGCGCAAGUCGAAACUCCACCGCGUCUUUGCCGUCACGACAGCGACCGAUCUCGCCAUCUCCAUCCUAUUGACCCUGACCCUCUCGCUCCUCACCUUCUCGCCGUCCCUCUCGACUCCCUUCGGCAGCUUCCUCUGCUCCUCCGCCUUCGCCUCCGACUACUCCACUUCUUCCGCCUCACUCCUCUCGGGCCGAAGCGAGCAAACCUGGUCGACCUGGUCGAACGGGAUCGAGUUUGUCCUCUGGGGCGUCGAGGCGUGCGAAGAGGCGUGGCAGACAGCGAUGGUACUCGUCUUGAUCGGAUGCGUCGUCACUGUCGCGCUGAGGAUCUACGGGACCUGGGUCACGUGGGAGGUGAACGCGGAUUUGAGGGAGGGGGAGUUGAGAGAUGCGGGAGAGGGGUGGGUCGAUGUGGGCGAGCUGGAGGAGGUUGAGCUCGGUGGUGGAGAGCAGAAGACUCCGUUGUUGCUCGAAGAGGCAUUCGGCAAGCCUAGGUCGUCAUCCUCGUCCAGCCGGCGUCUCAGCUUCUCCUCCUCGAACCACGAUCGACGGAGCAACACCCUUCCUCUGCCGUACGCGCUCGAAGGACACAAGCGUUCGCGGUCCAACACGAUCGCGUUCGGCCAAACCGACAAGCGACGACCGCAACUCGUCUUCGUGCCGGUCAUGUUUGAUGCGCACGGCCAACCCGUUUGCCAGCCUUCUUCGCCUACUUUCGCCAUGCCUCACUACGCAUCUCCACCUCGCUCGCGCGCCAGUACCCGCUCGUCGAACCUCUCUCCGUCGCCGUCCCGAUCGACCCGUCGUCCGCCUUCGCUCGACAGCCGCUCGACCUCCUCGAGUCCACCUCGCCCGUCACCUCCCGCUGUCUUCACCGCCGAACCAGCCGACAUGAUCUCCCCGCCAAGGUCUCCGACGUGCCAGAGCACCUGCACCGCGAGCGCCGACGAACGGACGAACCGUCGCCUCCGGUCGAAGAGCGAGAACGACCACGUCUUUACCUCGCCCGUCAUUCCCUAA